Molecule: messenger RNA, 1532 nt
Organism: Colletotrichum scovillei
Lineage: Eukaryota; Fungi; Ascomycota; Sordariomycetes; Glomerellales; Glomerellaceae
Exons: 2
Coding region: 402-1316 (304 amino acids)
Source: RefSeq, a predicted model, not a curated record
GACUCAGGCUACAGGAGCAAGCUUAUUGUAACGGCGGGCCAGUACCCCGUACAGACAGGUACUAUUCUCGUGCCAGCCCUACCGCUGUGACGGCCGUGGGACGGAUGGCGUCCUGAAUUGUCUUGGACCAGCGAGCCAGCCGGUACAAGUGCUGAUGGCGCCCCGCCCCUUGUUGCGCGCGCGCGGUGUGGCACAAGACGGUCAAUCCUGCAUGUCGCUCCCCGUCAACAACAGUAUCGAGAGAGUCCUUGACCACUCUUCGCCGCCCAUUUUGUCUCGCAUUUUUUACGUUCGGUCAGAUUACCCCUAGCUGAUGCUUGGCAGCUUCAUUUAAAGUCCUCCCCCUCCUACUUUACUCUGUCGUCCCGAAGCGUGGCUUGUCUCGGUUUCCCCUCCGCGCGAUGGCAUCGCUACAUCCGCACGACCACUUCUACUCCAACAGGCACAGCAACUAUAGCAGUCACUCCCCAUCACCUGAAGCCGAAAAGAUGCUCAAGCAUCCAAACGGUGGGCCCGGCCCCGAAGCCGAUGCCAUCCCGGAUGGAUUGGAGGUUAACACCGGAGCAAACUACAGCACGGCGCCGCAAUCAUAUGAGCCGGCACAGGCGCAACCGUACUAUGACCAGCAUCAACAUCAGCAUCAGCACCAACACCAACCUCACACGCCGCAGACGAAUUACACCGAGACGACGUACGCUCAAAAUCAGCACUCGCCGAUGCCGGAAAAGCAGCUGGCGGAAAGGAAGGGAAGCAAGGACGACGGCACAAUAUGCGGACUGCGCAAGGCAACAUUUUGGUUGUUGAUUCUCUCCAGUCUGCUGUUCUGCGCCUUGGUCGGUGUGGCGGGCGGAUUAGGUGCUUUGGUGGCAAGCAAAAACAACGAAAUCGCAAACCUCCAAUCGCCAUCCACUUCUUCAUCAACCGCCACACCCACCUCGGUAUCAUCGUCAGCCGCCUUCGACCUAAGCAAGCCCGCUGCCACGGAUACGCCCAUCGCGCUCAACAAGUGUCCCGGGUCCAGCUCCGUGUUGACGUACCAGGUGCCCGGGACGAACUUGACGUUUAGUAAGGAUUGCGGGACGGAUUACCUCUACAACGACAUCGCGCAGGUGCCGGCCAAGAAUUUCGAAGAGUGCGUACGGUACUGCGCGGCGUUUAAUCUGCAGCAGCAGUCGAGAAAAGGCCCAUGCAAAGGUGUUGUGUACAUUUACGAGGGCGAGCAGGGGGAGGACAGCAAUUGGUGCUGGAUGAAGUAUACCAAGAACAUGGUGCAGAACGGGGCCAAGGACUACACCGAGUCGGCUUGGAUUUUAUGAGGAUUUACUGGAGGAUUUUCAAUGGGGAAGCGCGUUUGGAAACUUGGUUUCGGCGUCCUUGGUGUGUGCUGCGGAUACCCAGUUGUUCCCCCCGUUAAUGAGAUCGUGUUCCAAAACGACGUGAGGUUUCUUCCUUCUGACUCCUGCAGGAGUGCAUGCAUCGCCAUCCAUCGUUCCAAAGGCCGGGGAGCGACAGGCAGCCUUCACGGCUCGCCG